CUGGAUCUUGCUGCUCUCUUUUGCAGUCACCACCACUCUCGGCUUCUCCUAUCUGCAUCCAUACCAUAUGAGGCAGGCACUGCAUUUACAAAGCGGCGUCUGGGACUUGACACCACAGGCAGAAUGAAGCAUGGAAGAGAAGGAAAGGGAAGACAGGGACUGCUCCCCCCGAAGCGCCACCACAAUCUCUCAUAGGAUAUCGCUGCAGAGAAGACCCUGAGAGCAGAAUUAUGUCAUGCCCAGACAACCACAGGGCUCAAUGACUUUUUGUGGAAGAUGCCCCAUGUAUUGGUGCUUUUGGUGCUCCAUUUGCUGGGGCUGAUGAAGUCUGCUGGUACCCCACACUCCUUAAGGAUUGCUGCAAUUUUGGAUGACCCUAUGGAAUGCAGCAGAGGAGAAAGACUUUCCAUAACAUUGGCUAAAGACAGAAUAAACCAGGCACCAGAACGGCAGGGGAAAGCCAAGUUGGAAGUGGACAUUUUUGAGCUCUUAAGAGAUAGUGAAUACGAGACUGCAGAAACUAUGUGCCAGAUCCUCCCCAAAGGAGUUUUGGGUGUCCUGGGCCCAUCUUUUAGCCCAUCAUCAAGCUCCAUCAUAAGCAACAUCUGUGGAGAGAAGGAGGUGCCACAUAUAAAAGUCAACCCCGAAGAAGUCUUAAGAUUUCAGUUCCAGAGAUUCACCACCUUAAAUCUUCAUCCCAGCAACACAGACAUCAGUGCAGCUGUGGCAGCUCUACUUCACUUCUUCAAUAGCACUACUGCUUGUCUUAUUUGUGCCAAAGCAGAGUGUCUCCUGAACCUAGAGAAGCUUCUGCGCCAAUUUCUCAUCUCCAAGGAUUGUCUCUCUGUACGAAUGCUUGAUGACAACUGGGACCCGACACCACUUCUGAAAGAGAUUCGUGAUGAUAAGACAAGCACCAUUAUUGUCCAUGCUAAUGCAUCAAUGUCUCACACCAUUUUGAUGAAGGCAGCUGAGCUGGGAAUGGUGUCUGCUUAUUAUACAUAUAUCUUUACCAGUCUGGAGUUUUCUCUACAACGAUUUGACAGCCACUUGGAUGAACGUGUGAACAUCUUGAGUUUCUCUAUGUUUAAUCAAUCACACAACUAUUUCAAGAAAUUUGUGCACAUUCUUCAGGAAUCCUGGGAAGAGAAUUGCGACCACAGUCCUUUCACUGGUCCUGCACUCUCAGCAGCCCUGCUUUUUGAUGCGGUUUAUAGUGUUGUGAGCGCAGUGCAGGAAUUGAACCGGAGCCAGGAGAUUGGUGUUAAACCUCUUUCGUGUGGGUCUGCUCAGAUCUGGCAGCAUGGGACCAGCCUCAUGAACUACCUGAGAAUGGUAGAGUUGGAAGGUCUAACUGGCCAUGUGGAAUUCAGUAGCAAAGGUCAAAGGUCAAACUACGAUCUGAAGAUAUUGCAGUAUACAAAACUAGGGUUUCAGGAGAUUGGACAGUGGCACGUCAAUAAUGGCCUCUCCAUGGAUAAGAGAUAUUUUCUCCUCAAUAUUUCGGACAGUCUUGCCAACAGGACCCUGAUUGUUACUACUAUCCUAGAAAACCCAUAUUUGAUGUUAAAGACCAAUCACCAAGAUCUGGAGGGUAAUGACCGGUAUGAAGGUUUCUGUGUGGAUAUGCUAAAGGAGCUAGCCAAUAUUCUACACUUUAACUACAAAAUCCGCCUGGUUGCAGAUGGUGUUUAUGGCGUUCCAGAGCCGAAUGGCUCCUGGACUGGCAUGGUGGGAGAAUUAAUAUCCAGGAAGGCAGAUUUGGCCGUCGCUGGUCUCACAAUCACAGCUGAAAGAGAGAAGGUGAUAGAUUUCUCCAAACCUUUCAUGACCUUAGGAAUCAGCAUUCUGUACCGUGUGCAUCUGGGAAGGAAGCCUGGAUAUUUCUCUUUCUUAGAUCCCUUCUCUCCUGGAGUGUGGCUCUUCAUGCUUCUUGCCUAUUUAGCUGUCAGCUGUGUGCUUUUUCUGGUAGCUCGACUAACUCCAUACGAAUGGUACAGUCCUCACCCUUGUGCCCAGGGACGGUGCAAUCUCCUAGUAAACCAAUACUCUCUUGGGAACAGCCUUUGGUUUCCAGUUGGAGGAUUUAUGCAGCAGGGAUCUACCAUAGCUCCUAGAGCACUGUCUACUCGCUGUGUCAGUGGAGUAUGGUGGGCAUUUACCCUGAUAAUCAUUUCUUCAUAUACAGCAAAUCUUGCUGCUUUCCUCACUGUGCAACGAAUGGAUGUGCCAAUUGAGUCAGUCGAUGACCUGGCGGACCAGACUACAAUUGAGUAUGGUACAAUCCACGGAGGUUCUAGCAUGACUUUCUUCCAGAAUUCCAGAUACCAGACAUAUCAACGAAUGUGGAAUUACAUGCACUCAAAACAGCCUAGUGUAUUUGUAAAGAGUACAGAGGAGGGAAUCGCUAGAGUACUGAAUUCAAACUAUGCCUUCCUUCUGGAAUCCACUAUGAAUGAGUAUUAUCGACAACGAAACUGUAACCUUACCCAAGUCGGAGGUCUUCUAGAUACUAAGGGCUAUGGCAUUGGUAUGCCAGUAGGUUCUGCCUUUCGUGAUGAAUUUGACUUGGCUAUCCUUCAGCUGCAGGAGAACAAUUGUCUGGAGGACCUCAAGCGAAAGUGGUGGGAUGGAGGAAAAUGUCCAAAAGAGGAAGAUCACAGAGCAAAAGGACUAGGUAUGGAAAAUAUUGGUGGCAUAUUUGUGGUAUUAAUAUGUGGCCUCAUAGUGGCCAUUUUCAUGGCUAUGCUAGAGUUCCUGUGGACUGUGCGAAAUACUGAAGAGUCUGAGGUUUCUGUUUGCCAAGAGAUGGCUUCAGAGCUUACCAGCAUUAUCCUCUGCAAAGACAGCUUUCUGCCUCGACGGAGGCGCGCUGGUAUGAUCCGUGCCAGGCCAAUUAUUUCAGAAGAAAGUAGGAGUCGGAAUACAAGCAUACUGAGCAAUGGUAAACUUUGUGGGGGCAAUGGCCCUGAUCCAUUGACACAGAGACUGGCACAGGAAGCGGCUCUUGUAGCCCGUGGGUGUACACAUAUCAGAGUAUGUCCAGAAUGUCGUCGCUUCCAGGGUCUUCGAGUCCGCCCAUCUGGGGGAUCCUUAGCACAAAGUGAAGAAAGUUUGGUAUGGGAGAAAACAACAAACAGCAGUGAGCCGGAAUAGAAAAGACACUAUGUGAAAAA
Messenger RNA from Spea bombifrons (plains spadefoot toad), 3176 nucleotides. RefSeq names its product glutamate ionotropic receptor kainate type subunit 4 (gene GRIK4). Gene Ontology annotation, molecular function: kainate selective glutamate receptor activity; transmitter-gated monoatomic ion channel activity involved in regulation of postsynaptic membrane potential. The record is from RefSeq and is a predicted model, not a curated record. The transcript is spliced from 20 exons. Lineage: Eukaryota; Metazoa; Chordata; Amphibia; Anura; Pelobatidae. The coding region runs from base 277 to 3156 and encodes 959 amino acids. Gene Ontology annotation, biological process: monoatomic ion transport; synaptic transmission, glutamatergic; modulation of chemical synaptic transmission. Gene Ontology annotation, cellular component: plasma membrane; presynaptic membrane; kainate selective glutamate receptor complex.